This is a messenger RNA of Coffea eugenioides, 2997 nucleotides long. RefSeq lists its product as uncharacterized. The coding region runs from base 1 to 2997 and encodes 998 amino acids. Lineage: Eukaryota; Viridiplantae; Streptophyta; Magnoliopsida; Gentianales; Rubiaceae. The record is from RefSeq and is a predicted model, not a curated record. The transcript is spliced from 3 exons.
AUGAGUUCAGUACCAGAAACUUCGGAAAGAUCUGCUAUAGUAACAUCGCCGGACUUCACAGCAUUGGGAGCUCAAUUAAGUGAGGUACUUGGUAAGUUCAAUGAGUUAAGCGCUGAAAUGGCCGCACAAAGGCGUGUAAUUGAUCAGCUGGUCGACAGCAACAAUGGUGGUGGUGUCCCAAACGACCAAGAACCUAUCGAUAAUCACCCACCUGCACAAGACUAUCAACCACCCCACACAUCCACUACCCAAACACCUUUCCCUCCUCCUUUCGCUAACCCUCUUGAAAAUACCUUUACCCGACUAAAUUCAGACUUUUCCUAUAUGCAUCCGAAUUAUGGACCCCACCACCAUACUGCAGAGCCUUUUGUACUAGAUACUGCAUCUCAAGGGAAGGCGGCGAUAGAAGAACAACCUAUACCCAUUGACAAAGAUCUGUUAAGAAGGUUGGAUCGAUUCGAUGAUUUUAUGAGAAAGAAUCAAGGAUUGAGCAAGCAUGGUGGGUUAGAUUACAAUGAAUUGUGUCUUUUCCCGGAUAUUCAGCUACCGUUGGGAUUCAAAACCCCUAAAUUCAGCAAGUAUGAUGGAACUGGAAAUCCAAAGACGCACCUCAAGAUGUUUGCCAACAAGUUAGGUAAAUCUGUGGAUGAUGAGAAUUUGCCUAUGCGUCUAUUUCCGAAAAGUUUGGAGGGAGAUGCUCUAGAUUGGUAUUCAAAUUUGAAGUCUAGAGAAGUCAAGACCUGGUUGGAUCUAUCAACUGCUUUUGUGAAGCAGUAUGAAUUUAACUGUGAGUUGGCGCCAACACGAACCACACUGGAGGGUACGAAAAGAAAGCCGUCGGAAGAUCACAAGACCUACGCAAAACGGUGGAGAAAGUUAGCUGCCAAAGUGGAGCCUCCUAUGAUUGAGGAGGAGAUUGUUCGCACUUUCAUCAAGGCCCACGAUCCACCUUAUUUUGAAGAGAUCUUCCGCAUGACUGGAAGUCCAUUUGCUGCUAUCAUUAACAAAUUGGAGGAGUAUGAUAAAUUUGUCAAAGCAUGGAAGAUUGUUAAUGUGUCUGCAUUAAAGUUGCAAUUGGAUGCUCUACAAAAUCAAAACAGCAAUGGGAAAAAGCCCCCAUUCAAGAAGAAAGAAGGUGAUACUGCUUUUAUAUGGGAUCAAGGCCCGUCUUUCAGACCCAGAAAUCAUCCCACCUAUUCUUUUUCUUACCCGUAUUACACCAAUCCCCAACCAGUAUACCACACUACUACCCAAUUCCAUCAUUCCCGACCAAAUCAUUUGAAUACCUCGCCCUUACCUCCAACUCCACAACCUGUCUUUCAAAAUCACUCUCGUCCCAUUUAUCAUUCCAGACCAACCCUGCAAAACAAUAACCCUUCUCAAAAUCCUUUGCAAACCAGUGGAAUUCAAACUCGGAAGCAAUUUCGAACCUUCACCAACUUGGGCCGACCUAUUGAUCAGUUGUAUGAGCAAUUAAAAGCAGUUGGAAAAAUUGGCACUGUUCCUCCCAAAAUCUAUCCCAGAGGUCCUCCUGCCGGUUAUGAUCCGCAUGCAAUCUGUGCUUAUCAUUCUGGAAGUCCAGGUCAUAUCACUGGCAAUUGUUGGGCUUUAAAACAUAAGAUUCAGGACAUGAUUGACUCUGGAGAUAUUCUUCUCAGAAGAAAGGGAGAGCAGGGACCGAAUGUUAGUAAGAAUCCUCUACCUGAGCAUGGGAGCACUGUGGGGGUUAUCAUCGCUGAUGAAGAUUUUGUCGACCCCAGUCAGUACAUUGUAGAUGAAACUGAAGUAUUUGGCGUGAUGGAGACUGACCAUGCGGAGAUGAGGAAACUACUGUCUGUUGAAGAGUCCAUAACUAAGGAUAGUGCUGAAGAAAAGUUAAAAUCUUUUGUGUUUGAGAAAGAGGAAUCGCUUAUGGUAGAAGGAGGGCCUUCCGAGAUUGACAAUUCUGAGGUUCCUUUUAUUUUGGAUCUUCCAUCUUUUGAAUGGGAUAUAUCAGAGCCUGCCAUUCUCGAAUUUCCAGAACAAAUGCCUGUCAAUAACUUGCAAGAGGUACCAUGGAACUACGAGGAGCCCAGUCUGUUAAUUGGAGGUAAAGAUUGCUUGAAGGAAGAUAUAUCUACUAUUACUAGAUCUAGAAAAAUUGUGGGAAACUCCGAUAUUGAUGUUCAAUCCAAGGCCAAGGUUAAAUCUCCGACACCCAAGCCUCGUGUGUCUGAAAAUGAAGUUAAUCUUCUCUUGACUUCCGAGCUGCACGGAGAAGCAUUGCUCAAAAUUCUGAACGAAGAUCAAGUCCCUAAAGAUAUUCCGGUGGAUAAAUUUUAUAACAUUGUGGGGAAUGUACUUGCUGCUAAUCAUAUUACCUUUUUCGAUGAUGAUCUGACUGCAGAAGGGAUCGGACAUAACAGAGCUUUGUAUAUAUCGGUCCGUUGCAAUGGAAAGCUGUUGCCGAGGGUUUUAGUGGAUAAUGGGUCAGCGUUGAAUAUCUGUCCAUGGAACACUCUCACCAAGCUUGGAUUUCUUGAUAUUAAACUCCGUCCAUCUGCAACUGUGGUUCGAGGAUUUGAUGGUUCAAGGAGGGAAUCUAUGGGUGAAGCAGAUCUGGUAUUGGAGAUAGGCCCUGCUCAAUUCCAAGUUACUUGCCAAGUCAUGGACUUCUCCAGUAUUUACAACAUUUUACUUGGAAGACCUUGGAUACAUGCUUCCAAUUCAGUGCCAUCUUCUCUGCAUCAAAUGUUGAGAUUUAUUGUGAAUGAUCAGCUCAUUACUGUAUUUGCUGAGGAUGACUGUACCAUGAUCAUUGAUGCAAAAUUCAAAGGUAAAGACAGAAAAGGGACUCCAAUUUCAUCUCAUCAUGUUGCUGACAUAGUCUCUGUAGGAUGGGCAUCUAGGGAUAAGUCGUUGACUCAAUCAGAUUUGCCAGAGGGCAGUAUUAUGAUGGUGAGAGAGAUGAUCCGAGGCGGAUAUGAAAUAGGAAAAGGUCUUGGGCGAGAAUUGUAA